AUGGGAGAGUCUGCGGACGGGUACUCGUACACGAUUGACGGUGCCUGCUGGGAAAACGAGAUAGACCUGUCCUGCAUCGACCCCGAACUUCGACCCCUCCCUCAGUACUACAUGUACAGGGAUAUCCUUCGAGACGGCACGAGUGACCCUCGACAUAGCUACAACUGCGCCUAUGAUCCCAUGGCUCAUGGGUUCAGCCAUCCCUCCUCUCAACCACCGAGCACCCUCUGUCCCAAUGAAGCCAGCAAAUUCUGCACUGACGAGCUGAACUGGGAUCUCCACCUGCUCUACCUGUCGCCCAGGAUGGAGCUGUCCGGCCACGAAUGCUGUGUCAGCGACUAUGCCCUCAGUCCGGACGUGGGAGGGAGUUCACGAGAUUCUUCAUUCCAUAUGGAUUCCGAGUAUGAUGUGCCAUUGUACGAGUCGGCCGAGGCGGAUGGUCAUGGUUGGAGUCCGGCACCAUCCCUCGUGCCGCCUCUUUCUUCCACCACGGGCUCUUGGUAUCAGGGAUCUUUGAGCAUGAGGGACCUUCAAGUCACCCCCGAUCCUGAAGGGGAUGACGACGAGGUCAUGGAUGACAGGGAUACCCUCUACAACCGAAUCCCCCUUCCGGAGGAGCUUGAAUUGACCGAAGAGGCAGACAGUCCAGCCGAUUCUGGCCUUGGGCAAUCCAUCUUUGAGGAGAUGCAUGGCGAGGAAGAGGAUUGCGGUGUGUACGGGAGCGACAACGAUUCUGGAAUUGUGGCGGAGAGCCGACCAAAGUGUCACUCCGUCACCAAGUCCCGUCAUUCGUUACGCUCUCCGCCACAGCCGGCAGCAAGGGGGUCGCACAAAAGCACGGCUGUCGAUGCACGACUCAGGCGCAAGAGAAUUGCGUCGCAGCAGAAGGCGUCGGGGUCCAAAGCCUUCAUCUGCGCUUUUCAUCACUACGACUGUAAGUUGGCGUUUGCCAGCAAAAAUGAAUGGAAACGUCACGUCACUUCGCAGCACCUUCAGUUGGGCUACUAUCGUUGUGACCUGGGGAAUUGUUCGGCCGAAGCCUACUGGGGGGUCUACAACGACUUCAACCGCAAAGACCUUUUCACCCAGCACUGUCGAAGAAUGCAUGCGCCUUGGUUGCAGGAGGGGUUGACCGAGCGCGACGUCAGCAGGAAAGAAAGAGAUAAGUAUGAAAGACAACUCGAGACCAUUCGCAUUCGCUGCUGGGUGGGCCGCCGCAAGCCGCCGGCACGCAGUCGGUGUGGGUUUUGCCAGAAGGAGUUCGUCGACAGUGCAGACGGAAGGCACAAAGCGUGGGAACAGCGAAUGGAACACAUUGGUCGGCAUCUGGAGAGAGACGGGAUGACUGUCGAGCAGGAAGGGGUCGAUCUCAGCCUCCGAGAGUGGGGUCUUGCCGAAGGGAUCAUUGAAGCCACGAGGAAGGGCCAGUAUCGGCUGGUCAGCUCUCGGUCAACCACGCGCAGGCAAGGGAUCCGGGGUCAACGGCGAAGCGGACGACUGGUGGGGAAGAAGCAGGUGAAGGAGGAAAGUGAGGAGGAGGAUGAGGAGGGGGAUGAUUGA
Messenger RNA from Capronia epimyces CBS 606.96, 1560 nucleotides. RefSeq lists its product as uncharacterized. The transcript has a single exon. Lineage: Eukaryota; Fungi; Ascomycota; Eurotiomycetes; Chaetothyriales; Herpotrichiellaceae. Gene Ontology annotation, molecular function: DNA-binding transcription factor activity. The record is from RefSeq and is a predicted model, not a curated record. The coding region runs from base 1 to 1560 and encodes 519 amino acids.